Messenger RNA from Ichthyophthirius multifiliis, 873 nucleotides. RefSeq lists its product as hypothetical. NCBI's taxonomy places the organism in Eukaryota, Ciliophora, Oligohymenophorea, Hymenostomatida. The annotation marks the transcript as partial. Gene Ontology annotation, cellular component: endoplasmic reticulum; COPII-coated ER to Golgi transport vesicle. The record is from RefSeq and is a predicted model, not a curated record. The transcript has a single exon.
GAAGAAACUAGUGAAAUGUUUGUUGAUUCGCUUCGCGGUGGAUAAAAAAUUCGAGUAAACCUUGAUAUUGAUUUUCCUAAAUUUCCCUGCGAUAUAUUAUCUUUAGAUUUUUAAGAUAUAAUGGGCUCUCAUUCUGUUAAUGUGGAAGGUGAUUUACAUAAGACUCGUAUUACAAAAACUGGUGAAUAUUUUGAUAGACAUGAAUAAUAAUAAAACAAAUAACAUUCUGGUCAUGCCCAUGAUUAAUCCAAUUAAGUAGAUUUAUAAAGAAUUUAAUAAGCCAUAUAGAAUAAAGAAGGUUGUAAAUUAUCAGGAUUUAUGUACGUGAAUAGAGUUCCAGGCAAUUUUCAUAUUUCUUGUCAUGCUUUUGGCCAAAUAUUGGGCUAUGUUUUCCGUAUAACGGGUAUAAAUACGAUUGAUCUGUCACAUAAAAUUAAUCAUUUAUCUUUUGGGGAUGAAGAUGAGAUUAAAAUUGUUAAAAAAUAAUUCACUUUAGGCGUUUUAAAUCCUAUGGAUAAAUUAGUAAAAACAAAAUAAAAACAUUUUGAAAAUUAUGGAAUUUCUUAUAAUUAUUAUCUUAAUGUUGUCCCAACUACAUAUAUAGAUGAAUGGGGGUAUACUUAUUAUGUAAACUAGUUUGUUUUUACAGAAAAUUAAAUAUAAACCGAUUAUAUUCCAGCAAUUUAUUUUAGAUAUGAUUUGUCGCCAGUUACAGUUAUGUUUAAAAAAGAUAGAAUGCCAUUCUUACAUUUCUUGGUUUAAGUUUCGGCUAUUGUAGGUGGUAUUUUCACUAUUGCAGCGUUUAUGGAUGAAAUCGCUUUCAAAAUAGUUAUUUAGUUGUUUAAAAAUUCUGAAGGGGAGAAAUUUUUAUGA